GCGAAAGACAGGUGGGUUUGACCCUUCAGACUAUUCGGGUUUUGGUGCACAGGGAUUUGUGGCAAUAAUUACACCCGAAUUGGAUUCGUUUGUCAUUGAAUUGAUCGCGCACCCGUUUCAAUGUCAUAAUGGACAGGUUGCAUUCGUCCAUGCGUAAAAGGCUCUACAGUUUGCCACAGCACAUCAUGGGUGAUGCAGAAGACACCGACAAGGACACCCGGAGGAAGAGCAUCCGGAUGAAGCCCCUGCCUUCCGCCGGAGCCCUCGGGGAGACCAGAAGUGGAGAGUCCGUGAUCAUGGAGACGGACAUCGGGAGACCCGUGAAGACCAGCUCCAACGGGGACUGCCGGAGGUUCCGAGGGAGCCUUUCGUCCAUCAGCAGUCGGCACGUCCACGACUCGGAUGUAGCGGAGGAGAGGCGUCUGAUCACGGAGGGAGAAGUCACUCCGAGCGAGGAGAGCCCUCCUGGAGCCGCGGGUGGCGGCGCGGAGCCCGGCGGCGGCGGGGGAGAGGAUGCCGCCGGUGCGAGCCAGCAGCAGCAACCGGGCGUCCCGGAUCAGCAGGCUGGCUUUAUAAAGCUGGAGGGCAUCGAGCAGAUCCUGCCGGACGACGAGAGGUUUUAUCAAGCGGGCUUCAUGCACAGGCAGUUCGGGGCGAUGCUGCAGCCCGGGGUCAACAAGUUUUCCCUGCGGAUGUUUGGGAGCGAGAAGGCGGUGGAACGGGAGCAGGAACGGGUCAAAUCCGCCGGCUUCUGGAUUAUUCACCCCUACAGUGAUUUCAGGUUUUACUGGGAUCUCACCAUGCUCCUCCUGAUGGUGGGAAAUCUCAUCAUCAUUCCCGUGGGCAUCACCUUCUUCAAGGACGAGCACACGCCGCCAUGGAUCGUCUUCAACGUGGUUUCCGACACUUUCUUCCUCUUGGACCUGGUGCUGAACUUCCGCACUGGGAUCGUAAAGGAGGACAACGCGGAGAUCAUUCUGGACCCUCAGCAGAUCAAGAUCAAAUAUCUGCGCUCGUGGUUCGUGGUGGACUUCAUCUCCUCCAUCCCCGUGGACUACAUCUUCCUCAUUGUGGAGACGCGCAUCGAUUCGGAUUUCUACAAGACGGCGCGUGCUCUGCGGAUCGUACGCUUCACGAAGAUCCUCAGUCUGCUGCGACUGCUGCGGCUCUCGCGGCUCAUACGCUACAUUCAUCAAUGGGAGGAGAUUUUUCAUAUGACCUAUGACCUGGCCAGCGCAAUGGUGCGAAUCGUCAACUUGAUUGGAAUGAUGCUGUUGCUCUGUCACUGGGACGGCUGCCUGCAGUUCCUGAACGACACGUGGGGUCAGCAGUAUUCUUACGCUCUCUUCAAGGCCAUGAGUCACAUGCUGUGUAUCGGAUAUGGCAUCGGGCAGUACGGUGUGCCAGGCGAGUCCCUCAUGCCCGCUGCAUGGGCAGACCUCAGUCCCUUCCCUGAUGCCCACCUCAACAUGGGCAGAUCGCCACAUGGUGCACCAUCUGUUGAGAGACGAGGGAUGGAAAAAGAGUCCUUGCAUCCUUGUGUCUCUGUGAUCUUCUGGUCUGUAGAUGUGGUCUGGGUCCCUCCUUCAAUGGUAAAAAUAGGAGACACAGAGAGACGAGCGAAUGAUGAGAAAUACUGUAAUACUGAAGAGGAGACUGAUGAGUCUGAGCAUGCGGUGGGAAUCGAGCAUUUGGCUUAUGACUGGUUCGAAAACAUGUUCUCUGUGUCGUAUUGUGACACAUACGGAGCUCCUCUGAAGCCACAGACAUACAAGCAGGUGGAGCAGUACAUGUCCUUCCAUAAGCUGCCAGCGGACAUGAGACAGCGGAUCCACGAUUACUACGAGCACAGAUACCAGGGGAAGAUGUUUGAUGAAGAGAGCAUUCUGGGAGAACUGAAUGAGCCACUGAGAGAGGAGAUCAUAAACUUCAACUGUCGGAAGCUGGUGGCGUCUAUGCCGCUGUUCGCCAACGCGGAUCCAAAUUUUGUGACGUCGAUGCUCACCAAACUUCGCUUUGAGGUCUUCCAACCUGGAGAUUACAUCAUACGGGAAGGAACCAUCGGAAAGAAGAUGUACUUCAUCCAGCACGGCGUGGUGAGCGUCCUCACCAAAGGAAACAACGAGACCAAGCUGUCAGACGGGUCCUACUUUGGAGAGAUCUGUCUGCUGACUCGAGGUAGACGCACUGCCAGCGUCCGAGCCGAGACGUACUGCCGUCUGUACUCGCUGUCUGUGGACAACUUCAACGAGGUCCUGGAGGAGUAUCCCAUGAUGAGGAGAGCGUUUGAAACCGUUGCUCUGGACCGCUUGGACCGCAUCGGGAAGAAGAACUCUAUUCUCCAGCACAAGGUCCAGCAUGAUUUGAAUUCAGGGGUUUUGAACUACCAGGAAAGUGAGAUCAUCCAGCAGAUCGUGCAGCACGAUCGGGACAUGGCUUUCUGCGCCAAUCUGAUGCAGAGUCCAUCACCGCCUGCUCCUCCGUCCCCUACUCCCGUCAUCUGGGCUCCCCUGAUCCAAGCGCCUCUACAAGCUGCUGCCGCCACCACAUCGGUCGCUAUUGCACUAACCCACCACCCCCAUCUACCCGCCACUCUCUUCCGACCUCCGGUUUCCGUUCUCGGAUCGAGAAACGAGCCACCCAGCCAGCGUAAGAGGUUUCAGACGGACGCACCAAAAUUGGGAGGUUUCGGAUCGGCUGGUGACUCUCCAUCCGGUUCCCCAUCAAAGAUUCGUCCGGGAGUCGAUACGCCUCUUCUUGCAUCCCUCCGGAUGCAGCACUCAUCAGGCGCCACCGGUUCCAGCCAGCAAGCCGGAAUUUCAUUGUUCACAUUCGGAAGCUACUCUUCUUCACCGGCGCCGCCGACUUCUAGCACCGCACAGCUUCAUUCGCAGCCAAGACAAAAGCAAGCCGUCGCCCCCAGCACUCCUCCGCAAUCAGGACAUCUCCAAAAAGGGGCGUCGGCAGCUGGUGGAUUUCCAGCUGGGAUCCUGGCUACAACCUCAUCCAAUACUAGCCCUCUUUCCACGGGCUUGUUCAGUCACGCCCCCAGUCAGUUGUUGCACGGCCAACCCCCACCAAAACCCUCUCAAACGGGCUCCCUGCAGCAGUUUGCUACCGGAGGGGGCAAGACUUCCACUGGGUUGAACCUCUUCCACACUCCCCCACCCGAAUCGCCUUCGUCCAGCCGUUCCCAAGCACCCGAGAGUUCCACGUCAUCUCAGAUCCCGCCCGCUUUAUCCGCUUACCUUCCUUUAGAAAGGUCAGCGCUGGCCUCGCUCGCUCAGUAUGGCUCAGCGAACACCUCGCCGUGCUACACCCCUCUGGCCCCAAGUCCGACCAUCCAGAGCCCUGUCACGGGGAGAACUUUCCACUACAGUGACCCUUCCAGCGCCGCCGGCUCUCACACCUCCCUGCUUCUCCCGCAGUCCUCAUGUCCCGGCCAACUCCCGGGUCACCACUCUUCCGGCACAGACUCUCCGUUGGGCCGCUUUUAUGAGGAUUUGAACAUACUGUCCAGCUCCCCCCCUGUAGAGGCAGCGGGUCAGUCUUCCCCUUGGGAGCCCGGUUACUGCCUCUCCCCGUAUUCAUCCCCGACGCUAACCCCCAAACCCUGUAGCUCGGUAUCAGGGCACAUGGUCGCCCCCAUACAGACUUCUCCGGGCUCUCGAGGCCAGGCUCAUUCUAUAGGGACGUCACCUGCACUUUCUCUCUCCGACAGCCACCUGUCCGAACUAGAACCGCUCCGUUCGAAACUCCCUUCCAAUUUGUGAAGCUAAA
Molecule: messenger RNA, 3780 nt
Organism: Sinocyclocheilus rhinocerous
Lineage: Eukaryota; Metazoa; Chordata; Actinopteri; Cypriniformes; Cyprinidae
Product: potassium/sodium hyperpolarization-activated cyclic nucleotide-gated channel 4-like
Exons: 13
Coding region: 129-3773 (1214 amino acids)
Biological process (GO): potassium ion transmembrane transport; regulation of membrane depolarization; sodium ion transmembrane transport
Cellular component (GO): dendrite; membrane; HCN channel complex
Molecular function (GO): voltage-gated potassium channel activity
Source: RefSeq, a predicted model, not a curated record